Messenger RNA from Schistosoma rodhaini, 1029 nucleotides. The record is from the annotation of a GenBank genome assembly. NCBI's taxonomy places the organism in Eukaryota, Metazoa, Platyhelminthes, Trematoda, Strigeidida, Schistosomatidae.
AUGCGUAAUGGUCAAGGAAAAGAAGUUGCAUCAGCAAGUGUAAUGAUUAAAAAAUAUGUAAAAUUGGAUCCAGAUGAUGAGUUCAAUUCACAAACAUUAAUUAAACGACAUGGUGAACAAUUAAAAAAUAAACAUAAACCUUCAAAAUGGUGUCGAUUACAUAUAACAAAUGAUGAAUUAUGGUUAUCUGGUGCUUAUUGGUGGCCUAAUUCUAUAUUGAAUGGUAUUCAUUUAAGUGAAAUCAAUUGUUUAGUAAAAUUUUAUUCAACACCUAAUCUAUUAGCUAUAGGUAUAGCUUCACGUUUGUAUGAAUCUGAAAAACAAUAUGUUAUACUCUGUACAAAAAGUGGUUCAGAUCGUGAACAAUUAGUAAAAACUUUAACUACACUUUGUGGAAAUCGAUAUACACAAUCAGAAAAAAGAUUUAAUGUUCCAGUUGUUGGACCUACUGUUAACAUAGUUGAAAUUUCAUUAUCACCCGAUUUAAAAAAAUCAGUUCCUGUAGGAAAAUCAAUAGAAAUUAAUCAUGAGCCUAGUAUACAUCCAAUAUCAUGUAAUAAUCCUGAACCAUAUAUAAAAGAAACGACAAUCAAAAUUGAAAGACAUCCUUCACCUAAUCUUAUAUCAACAGCAUCAUUUUCACCUGAUCAUAUAACUACUAAUGUGACUGUUCCUGCUAAUAAUACUACUACUGUUAGUACUUGUACUACUACUUCUAAUACUAUAACUAAUAUUAAUUACAAUGAUGCUAUCGUUAACCAUGAUGUUCACUAUAAUGACUGUGAUACUAUCAAUGCACCAUGUACUAUAUCACCAACACAAAAAAUAUAUCAAGAAAUUCAAUUGACUUCAAAUGAUAAUAUGAGACCAUAUCGAUUGAAACGUUUUAUGGCACCUUAUUGUGAAGGAUUAGAGUCUGGUUUAAAUCCGAAAGAUUUAAUACAUGUUUAUUAUGAUCCAAAACAAGGAAAUAUUAUUUCACCAGAUGGACCAAUUUAUUUAUAUUGUGUCAAUUGUCCUACUGAAUAA